This is a messenger RNA of Neurospora tetraspora, 2121 nucleotides long. Its product is annotated as UbiA prenyltransferase family-domain-containing protein. Gene Ontology annotation, molecular function: protoheme IX farnesyltransferase activity. The coding region runs from base 313 to 1893 and encodes 526 amino acids. The record is from RefSeq and is a predicted model, not a curated record. Gene Ontology annotation, biological process: heme A biosynthetic process. The transcript has a single exon. Lineage: Eukaryota; Fungi; Ascomycota; Sordariomycetes; Sordariales; Sordariaceae. Gene Ontology annotation, cellular component: mitochondrial membrane; mitochondrion.
UCCUAUCGAGAGCAACAGAGCUGGUACCUUCCGCACGGGCCACAACACCUCGCCGGAGGCUUGUCCCGCUGUUUUAGCGUGCCUUGGUGGUGGGCAUUAGAGGAUGGAAGCGGGACGGCAGGGCAUUUGCUUCCUUCCACUUGGCUUGGCCGCCCGCCCGCUGUCUGCCGGCUCCGAUUCCCCAUUCUCGAUUUCUCGGCCAAUCUGUAAUUCGCCCGGAACGCCAACGCCGACCCCGGUCGCUUCUCCCGAUUACCAAGGCGACGGACGAUGGCGAUUCGAGCCGGCACCUGAAAUCUUCUCCCCCGAACGAUGCGGCCGCCGACGUCCACCCUCCGACGCAAUGUCCUCCUCGACAGAGUCGUGUGUCAACUAGUACCACAGAGCAGGUUGCCCGGUACACUUAGGACUCUUAUCACAAGUUCACGCGCCUCAGCCUCUAUCCCUUCACAACGCCUCAAGGCCGGCUAUUUCGUCUCCAAUGCCUUUCUCCCCCGCGUUAAGGCCAAUGGCAUCCACGACUCGGCCAGCUCCCAACGGAGCAGCACGGUAGCUUCCAGCACAUCAACAACAGCCGAUACCACCGACGGGUCGAGCUCUACAACGCAACCGACGACAUCCACCGACCUACCACCGGUCGAUAAUAACCUCCUCCCCCACCGGCGCCGACAAGCCCAACGAAAAGCCGCAGCGGCCGCCGCCGCCGCAGCAGAAGCAUCACAAUCUAGCGACACACCAACACCCCUCAUAAACCCCGACGCCCCCACCGCCGACCUAGCACCCGAUGCCUCCUCGCAGCUCGCCGCCGCCGCCGCCUCCGCGCCCGCCGACUCCUUCAAGCGCCGUCUCUCCUCGCUCCUGUCGCUCUCCAAGCCGCGCCUAACCGUGCUCGUCGUUUUGUCGGCCAUGGUCCCCUACGCCUUAUACCCGGUCCCCUCCUUCCUGACCUCCUCCGCGCUCGACACCUCGCUCGCCCCCUCCCUCUCCCCCUUGACCCUCUUGUUCCUCACCACCGGCACCACCUUGUGCUCAGCAUCCGCCAACGCGCUCAACAUGCUCUACGAGCCCGACACCGACUCCAAGAUGACGCGCACGCGCACGCGCCCUCUCGUCCGGCGCCUGCUCACCACCAAAGCCGCCGUCUUCUUCGCCGUCGGCUGCGGCCUGGCCGGCACGCUGGCGUUAUACUUUGGCGUCAACCCGACCGUCUCCUUCCUGGGCGCCGCCAACAUUGCCCUCUACGCGGGCGCUUACACGCCGCUCAAACGCAUCAGCGCCGUCAACACGUGGGUAGGCGCCAUCGUGGGCGGCAUCCCCCCGCUCAUGGGCUGGGCCGCGGCCGCGGGCGAAUCCGCCACGGGCGACGGCACGUGGCGCGAGCUCUUGUUCGCCUCGGACGGUAGUUCGUUGGGAGGUUGGUUAUUCGCCGGUCUGCUUUUUGCUUGGCAAUUCCCGCACUUCAUGCCUCUCUCGUGGGGCAUCAGACACGAGUAUAAAGCUGCUGGUCUGCGCAUGCUGGCGUGGACGAACCCGGCAAGAAAUGGGCGCGUGGCGCUGCGGUAUAGCCUUGCUUUUAUCCCGCUUUGUGUCGGGCUCAGCGCCACGGGCGUGACCGAGUGGAGCUUUGCGGUGACGAGUUUGCCGGUUAAUGCGUGGUUGGUUUGGGAGGCCAUCAAGUUUUGGAGACUGGAAGGUCAUAAGGGGAGUGCGAGGGGAUUGUUUUGGGCUAGUGUGUGGCAUUUGCCGGUCAUUAUGGUGUUGGCGCUGGCGCAGAAGAAGGGGAUGUGGGGGAGGGUUUGGAGGAGUGUGUUUGGGGAGCCGGAGGAGGAAGAGGGGGAAUGGGUGUAUGAGGAUGAGGAGGAGGAUGUUGCAAAGGCUGUUGUGAAGAAGUAGAUGUUUUUGUAACGUGUUUUUGUACGUGUGUAUGUGUGGUUUGGGAAUCUUGGCUCAUUGGUAUAAACGGUCUUUUAAAAGAAGCACAUCAUUGUUGAAGGAUUGCAACUGUAUAAAUAAGAAUGUUGUAUAGUACUUGCACAAAAUGGAUGGAAAGCAAAGAUAGUAAAGCAAGAGUGUGCGUUAUGUGGCUUUUGUGUGUAUCUGUAUCAAUACAAUGGUUUGCAU